AUGAUGGCCGACGCAAAGAUAGUUCACGCGACGCCAACAGAGCUCAAAAACACCCAGACCGAGCAGGUUGAUGCUGGCAGACGGUCAGAGACUAAGAUCAGCGUCCGAGAUGCCUUGCGAUACUAUCGGCCGGCGGUGAUGUGGUCCGUCCUGAUCUCGCUUACCACCGUCAUGGAGUCUUACGAUAUGCAAAUCGUACACUCGUUCUAUGCAUUUCCCCAGUUCCAAGAGAAAUACGGCGUUCCUCUAGAAGGUGGUGGCUACAGCAUCCCGGCCAAAUGGCAGCUUGGUCUCAACCUGGUGGCCCUUAUAGGGUUGAUGCUGGGUACCUUCGCCAACGGCUGGGCGUCUGAAGCAUUUGGCGCGAGAAAAGUCAUCAUGGUCUCGCUGGUUUGUUUGACUGGGUUUAUAACAAUUACAUUCCUGGCUCCGUCGAUUGAAGUGCUUCUCGUGGGUGAGCUACUAUGCUCGAUUCCAUGGGGCUUCUUCGCUGCUGCCACCCCGUCGUAUGCCUCGGAAAUAUGCCCUAUGGUACUGCGUGGGUACUUGACAACAUUCGUGAACCUGUGUUGGGUUAUGGGGAGACUCCUAUCCACCGGCGUCCUGACCGGCACUCUAGACAUUCCCUCGCAGUGGUCGUACCGACUUCCCUUUGCCUUACAGUGGGCAUUCCCACUUCCCUUGUUUAUUGCAACCUGGUUUGCCCCGGAGUCUCCCUGGUGGCUUGUCCGCAAGGGACGCGUGGAGGAGGCUGAAGCGUCGCUGCAACGAACCAUCUCUGCACCAGAUGGAGUCAUUGACACGAAGCCCAUCAUCGCCAUGAUCCAAAACACAAUCCAAACAGAACACGACAUGCAGAUUGGAAGCUCCUACCGCGAGUGCUUCCAGGGGACCAACCGCCGACGGUCCGAGAUCUCAAUCAUCAGCUGGGGAUGUCAGUUACUUCCAGGCUGGGCCAUCCAGAACUAUAUUACCUACUUUUUCACUCUUGCUGGCUUGUCGUCCGGUGACUCGUUUAAAAUUACCCUUGGAACCAUUUCUCUCGCGUUCAUCGGCACUUGUCUGUCGUGGGUAUUCCAAACGCACAUCGGCCGCCGCACCAUCUACAUUACGGGACUUAUAUCCAUGCUGCCGCUGAUGUUGGUGGUCGCCUUCCUGGGCGUAGCACCUGCAUCGUCUGGCAUUCAAUGGGCCCAGUGUGCGCUACUCAUGAUCUGGUUCUUCUGCUAUGGAUGCACAAUCGGCCCUAUUCCAUAUGCAAUCGCAGCGGAAAUCGGAGCCAGCAAUCUCAGGAUGAAGACAAUCGCCCUCGGUCGGGGCACAUACUACAUCCUGUCAGUCCUCAACUCGGUGGUGGCUCCGUACAUGCUCAACCCCACAGAGGGAAAUCUGAAAGGAAAGGCCGCGUUUCCUGCUGCAGUGUUCACCGUUCUUCUCCUGAUCUGGGCGUUCUUCAGGCUUCCCGAGACCAAGGGGAUGACGACGGAGACGCUGGACCAUCUGUUCCACCAGGAGGUCGCAGCGAGGAAAUUCAAGGACGAGGCGAAGCGAUUCCAGUAG
Aspergillus puulaauensis is the source of this 1560-nucleotide messenger RNA. RefSeq lists its product as uncharacterized. Lineage: Eukaryota; Fungi; Ascomycota; Eurotiomycetes; Eurotiales; Aspergillaceae. Gene Ontology annotation, cellular component: membrane. The transcript is spliced from 4 exons. The record is from RefSeq and is a predicted model, not a curated record. Bases 1 to 1560 code for a protein of 519 amino acids. Gene Ontology annotation, biological process: carbohydrate transport; transmembrane transport. Gene Ontology annotation, molecular function: carbohydrate:proton symporter activity.